Molecule: messenger RNA, 3709 nt
Organism: Mandrillus leucophaeus (drill)
Lineage: Eukaryota; Metazoa; Chordata; Mammalia; Primates; Cercopithecidae
Gene: TFCP2
Product: transcription factor CP2
Exons: 15
Coding region: 732-2231 (499 amino acids)
Biological process (GO): positive regulation of transcription by RNA polymerase II
Cellular component (GO): nucleus
Molecular function (GO): RNA polymerase II cis-regulatory region sequence-specific DNA binding; DNA-binding transcription activator activity, RNA polymerase II-specific
Source: RefSeq, a predicted model, not a curated record
CAGCGUGACGUCAUGUUCGCCGGGCAGGCGAAGAAAGAGGACGCCAUGAUUGGUUGGCGCUGGGGCGGCGGGCGGUGGAAGGGCCUGGGGAGUCCAGGUUUCACGCCUGUGCUGGACUUUCUCCUUCCAUGUUUCCAGGCCGUGGGGGGCUACAGAGAGCAAGGAGUCGGCUCAGCGGAAACCUGGAUUUGGUUUUAAGCCGUGGGGUUCAGAGGGGGUGACCGGAAGUGAUCGUGGGACUGACCGGAAGCGAGGCCUGGAGGGGAAAGAGAGAGCGAGCCCUGGGAGGGAGGGGGCCUCCAGCAGAAAGGGGCGGGGGAAAAGGUGCAAAAGCAGCGUGGGAGCGCCGGGCUAGCUUCCUGCGGCUGCUGCUGGUCUGUCUGGGAAGCAGCAAGCCACCACUACGAACUCUCAAGAGGGUAUCUUAAGGAGUGGGAGUGCGGGAGUCCAGAGCUGCUUCUGGGAAGUCUGCAGUAGUUGAGCAAAGGGGUCCUCACGUUCCUGAGACCUGAGCAGGGGGGAUUUGGAACCUGGGGCAACCAAGAACUAGCAGCCAAGGAUACGGGAGAUUAGUUAUACGAGCAGUGCUGGUCGGGCUUGGGGGUGGCUGGUGGGCACUCCGUGGGAAACCUUGGUUUGUAGUUUCCCACUGUGUUACUCCUGUUGGGUAGAAUUACCCUCCGCGCCUUUGUACAAGACACAGUGUCUCCUGGGGCAGGGAAGGAGCCAGGAUGGCCUGGGCUCUGAAGCUGCCUCUGGCCGACGAAGUGAUUGAAUCCGGGUUGGUGCAGGACUUUGAUGCUAGCCUGUCUGGGAUCGGCCAGGAACUGGGUGCUGGUGCCUAUAGCAUGAGUGAUGUCCUCGCAUUGCCCAUUUUUAAGCAAGAAGAGUCAAGUUUGCCUCCUGAUAAUGAGAAUAAAAUCCUGCCUUUUCAAUAUGUGCUUUGUGCUGCUACCUCUCCAGCAGUGAAACUCCAUGAUGAAACCCUAACGUAUCUCAAUCAAGGACAGUCUUAUGAAAUUCGAAUGCUAGACAAUAGGAAACUUGGAGAACUUCCAGAAAUUAAUGGCAAAUUGGUGAAGAGUAUAUUCCGUGUGGUGUUCCAUGACAGAAGGCUACAGUACACUGAGCAUCAGCAGCUAGAGGGUUGGAGGUGGAACCGACCUGGGGACAGAAUUCUUGACAUAGAUAUCCCAAUGUCUGUGGGUAUAAUCGAUCCUAGGGCUAAUCCAACUCAACUCAAUACAGUGGAGUUCCUGUGGGACCCUGCAAAGAGGACAUCUGUGUUUAUUCAGGUGCACUGUAUUAGUACAGAGUUCACUAUGAGGAAACAUGGUGGAGAAAAGGGGGUGCCAUUCCGAGUACAAAUAGAUACCUUCAAGGAGAAUGAAAACGGGGAAUAUACUGAGCACUUACACUCGGCCAGCUGCCAGAUCAAAGUUUUCAAGCCCAAAGGUGCAGACAGAAAGCAAAAAACCGAUAGGGAAAAAAUGGAGAAACGAACACCUCAUGAAAAGGAGAAAUAUCAACCUUCCUAUGAGACAACCAUACUCACAGAGUGUUCUCCAUGGCCCGAGAUCACAUAUGUCAAUAAUUCCCCAUCACCUGGCUUCAACAGUUCCCAUAGCAGUUUUUCUCUUGGGGAAGGAAAUGGUUCACCAAACCACCAGCCAGAGCCACCCCCUCCAGUCACAGAUAACCUCUUACCAACAACCACACCUCAGGAAGCUCAGCAGUGGUUGCAUCGAAAUCGUUUUUCUACAUUCACAAGGCUUUUCACAAACUUCUCAGAUAAGUGUUCUGAUAAUGACAGUAAGACCUUUGUGGGAAGAUCUGGUAAUGUAAGACUAAUUAGCCUUUUUCCUCCCCUUAGGAUGGUGCGUCCAAGGUUAACCAUUUAUGUUUGUCAGGAGUCACUGCAGUUGAGGGAGCAGCAACAACAGCAGCAGCAACAGCAGCAGAAGCAGGAGGAUAGAGACUCAAAUGGCACUUUCUUCGUUUACCAUGCCAUCUAUCUAGAAGAACUGACAGCUGUUGAAUUGACAGAAAAAAUUGCUCAGCUUUUCAGCAUUUCCCCUUGCCAGAUCAGCCAGAUUUACAAGCAGGGGCCAACAGGAAUUCAUGUGCUCAUCAGUGAUGAGAUGAUACAGAACUUUCAGGAGGAAGCAUGUUUUAUUCUGGACACAAUGAAAGCAGAAACCAACGAUAGCUAUCAUAUUAUACUGAAGUAGGAGUGCGGUGUUUCGUGCCCAGUGGCUGCUGCUUCCUUCACCUCUGAAAAUGGCCCUCUCAAAGGGGGAUAUGAAUGGAGAUUUGAAGGUCUGCAAGAACCUGACUCAUCUGACUAUGUGUGGAGGAGUCCAGGCCAUGGAGGCAGAAUCCUGGUCCUUUGUGUUGGCCCAAGCUCUUGUGGCACACACAGAUUACUGUCCAACAUGCAGUUCUGCAGCUGUUUCUUAGUUUAAAUUUCUGGACUUGUUGUUGUGGAAUAUCAGUAGAAACUCUACAUAAUUUAGAGUGUAUGUAGAGCAUAAUGAUGAUGGGAAUUGUGUGAUGUUUAACAGGAAGAUCUUAAAUUUUGUGAUAUGGAGCCAUGUAAUUUUUUUCUUAUAUAAAAAUGGGUAUCUAUAUUCAUAAAACUAGAUCUUCAAUCUCUUUGUACUGGUCUCAAAUGUACUGGUAUCUCUGCUUUUUGCCAUAGUUUGUCCCUGAAAACUUUAUCAGUGAGGAGAAAUACAGAGACAGAAUUUUCCUUUUGGUUCCCCUGUAAUACCACAACUAAUAUUUUCAGUUAACAUCUAUUGACCAGGCAGUGUGAUAAAUUUUUUGAAUGACCGACCAUCUUGUUUAACCCCCUAAUCACACUAUCUGAAGUAGGUGCUAUAGUGACCCCCAACCGAAGAUGAGGAAAUGGAGACACACAGUGGCUAAGUAGCUUGCUAGGUGCCAGGAGCUGGCAGGCAGUGAUGCUGAAAUCCAAACCAGGCAACCUGGCCCUCCUUAUUCACCUCCUCAUACCACCAAUGCCACCCUUUAUAACCUGUGUUCACUUCACUUGUUACUGUGGCCCUUCUGGUAACUAGGACAUAACACUGAGUAUGAACUGAGGAAUUAACCACUGAAAGAGACAAAGCACACCUAAAUAAUAAUGAACAAAUCAAGACCUACAAAAAAUGAACACAUAUAUGCUUUUUAAUUGUCAUUAGUUAUCGGAAUCAAAGAAUUUGAGGUGGUGACAACUGGGGAUUAUCUGUAACUCCCCAAAUUUACUGUUCUUGAAUGACAUUCUCAAACUAUUUAUUAAUGAGUUAGUCUCAUCCCUGCUUUCUGUUUCCUCUCUCUGCAUCUUCUCUUGGUAUAGGAAGUUAUUUUACUCAUGCUGUGUUUUUAAAUAUAAGCUUUACAAAAAAAGAUGCAUUCCCUUCCUGUUCACACUCUUACCACGUUUUUGUUCUUCCUUAAGAAUGAUUGUGUGUGUGUGUAAGUGUAACAUCAUGGGUUUUCUUUCUUCACUUGUAAAGUUUUAUCUGGAAAUACUUUUACAGGUUAUGUUGAGGUAAACAAAGAUAAUGUUUUAAGAUCGUGUAUUGGAUUUGGAUUUGUGUGUGUGUGUGCGUGUGCGUGUGUGUGUGUGUGUUUAAAGCAUUUGAUAAGGUUUAAAUGUUUUUUAUACAGAGAUUUUUGUUCAUUAAACUCAGUCUGCAUCAUG